AGUAGUGAACCACAUCAACAACUCGUCCUUGUAUUAAAAACUCAAUAUCAAAUUCUUUGUCCCACAAAAGAUGGGGUUCACUCCCACAAGUACUGCAACAUGCUUUCUCAUAAUAGCACCUCUGGUUGUGCUAUGGUGUUGGAAGCUACUAAAGUGGGUGUGGCUGAGGCCAAAGAGAUUGGAGAGAGCAUUAAGGGCACAGGGCCUUCAGGGGAAUCCCUACAGCCUCUUGAUUGGGGACACUAAGGAAAUGUACACAGUGCUCAUGCAAGCUGCCAGAUCUCAACAAUCUACAAGUUCUUUUCUCUCUAAGGAUAAUGAUGCAGCACCACAUAUCACAACCUUUAACCAUCACAUUGUCAACAAAUUCGGCAAGAAUUCAUUUUUUUGGGAAGGUACCAAACCAAAAGUGGUAAUCACUGACCCUGAGCAAAUCAAAGAAGUCUUCAACAAGAUCCAAGACUUUGAGAAACCCAAGUUGAGUCCUAUUGUCAAGUUGUUGGGCUCUGGACUUGCAAAUUUAGAAGGCGAGAAAUGGCGUACACAUCGAAAGAUUAUUAACCCUGCUUUCCAUUUAGAAAAAUUGAAGGUUAUGUUACCAAUAUUUCUUGAAUGUUGUGACGAUAUGGUUUCCAAAUGGGAAAGGUUGUUGUCUUCAAAUGACAAAUCCGAAAUUGAUGUGUGGCCUUUCCUUCAAAAUUUAACAUGUGAUAUUAUAUCUAGAACAGCAUUUGGAAGCAGUUAUGAAGAUGGGAAACGUAUAUUUGAACUUCUGAAAGAGCAAACUGGACUUAUGAUGAAAUUGCAGAACGCUUACAUUCCAGGAUGGUGGUUGCUGCCAACAACUACAAAUAAGAGGAUGAAAAAAAUUGAUACUGAGAUACGAGCAUUACUUAAAGGUGUCAUCAACAAACGAGAGAAUGCAAUGAAGGCUGGUGAAGUCUUGAACAAUGACUUGUUGGGCAUGCUUUUGGAAUCAAACCGUAUGGAAAUACAAGAUCAUGGAAAGAAUAACAUUAUUGCAAUGACUAACCUAGAGGUAAUUGAGGAAUGCAAUGCAUUCUACAUAGCAGGACAAGAAACCACAUCGGUUUUACUAGUUUGGACAAUGGUGUUAUUGAGUAGAUAUCCUCAUUGGCAAGAACGUGCAAGGGAGGAAGUAUUGCAUGUUUUUGGUAACCAAAAGCCAGACUAUAAUGGGCUAAGUCACCUUAAAAUUGUGACCAUGAUUUUAUACGAGGUUCUUAGGUUAUACCCACCUUUAAUUUAUUUUGCUCGAGCGAUCAAGAAUGAUGUGAAACUUGGAAACCUUUCCCUACCUGCGGGAGUGCAAGUUUCCUUACCAAUACUAUUGAUUCACCAGGAUCGUGAUAUUUGGGGUGAUGAUGCUACAGAGUUCAACCCAGAAAGAUUUGCUGAAGGAGUAGCAAAGGCAACAAAAGGCCAAGUUGUGUUUUUCCCAUUUGGAUGGGGUCCUAGAGUGUGCUUAGGCCAAAAUUUUGCUUUAUUAGAAGCGAAGUUGGUUUUGUCAUUACUCUUACAACGCUUCUCAUUUGAGCUUUCUCCUACCUAUGCACAUGCUCCAGUCACUGUGCUCACUCUUAAUCCAAAAUUUGGUGCUCAUAUCAUCUUACAUAAGUUGUAGUGUCAUCUAUUAAUUUGUAUCCUGCACACCUAAUUAUCUCCAUUCCUUUCUUAUGUUCUAAUCUCUUGUAUUUAUAGAGGGAAACCUCUUUAUUAUAUUGAAUGCUAUUUUUAUUUCCUAAAA
Molecule: messenger RNA, 1768 nt
Organism: Glycine soja
Lineage: Eukaryota; Viridiplantae; Streptophyta; Magnoliopsida; Fabales; Fabaceae
Product: 11-oxo-beta-amyrin 30-oxidase-like
Exons: 5
Coding region: 71-1645 (524 amino acids)
Molecular function (GO): oxidoreductase activity, acting on paired donors, with incorporation or reduction of molecular oxygen; heme binding; iron ion binding
Source: RefSeq, a predicted model, not a curated record